Molecule: messenger RNA, 1032 nt
Organism: Pelagomonas calceolata
Lineage: Eukaryota; Pelagophyceae; Pelagomonadales; Pelagomonadaceae
Source: the annotation of a GenBank genome assembly
AUGAGUCGAUGGGUCCUAUUGCUCCUAAGCACCCGGUGCCGCGCGCGCUACUGGAACGAGAGCCUGGUCGACGGCCUCGGCCGCUUCUGCGCCGAGACCUUCGACGAGGCGCGCUUCGUCGAUCGCACGCGGCUGUCGCCCCUCGGACCCCGGACGGGCGUCUUCCUGACCGUCGACGCGGCCACGGACGCGCAGACGCAACGGCGCGUGGUCCUGAAGCGGGCCCCCGGUGGCAUGGCGAUUCAUCUCGCGAACGACCUCCUCCCGAACCUGCUGAACGUGUCCGGCGCGCACGUGAUGACCGCGACGGCGUGCUUCGACGGCGGUGCGACCCGCGUCGCGACCUACGAGCGCAUGGACGGUUCGCUGGUCCAGCUCCUCCUGGCCACGAACGGCACCGACCCGCUCAGGUUCGUGCCGCCGCGCCGCGACCGGGCGUGCUUCGCUCUGACGGCGGUGCACCAGAUGCUGCGGGGCCUGGCGGCGGCGCACGCCGUCGGCAUCGUAAACCAGGACGUCCACGCCGGCAACCUGCUGUACAAGGGCGCGGGGCCGGCCAUGCGGUGGAAGGUCUCGGACUUCGGGCGGGCCUGCCUGGCCGGCGCGCGGCCGGGAACGGGGGGGUGCCUGGCGACCGCGGGCGCGCUGGCGGCGGCGCCGGAGGCGGGGCGCGUGGCCCUCACGCCCGCGAGCGACGUCUGGGGCGCGGGGCUCGUCUUCCUGCUCCUGCGGUGCGCGCACGGGCCCGACACCGCGCGCCGCCAUGGCGUCGAGGAGCGACCGGAUCGUCUCGCAGCUCGUUUCCGCGAGCUCGCGCAGCGGCUCAGGCGGCGCCGCGUCGGCGCCACGCUCGCCGCGGCGGCGCUCCCGGCCGAGGCGGCGCGGUGCCGGCUCCGCGCCGAGCCGGCGCGCGAGGGCGAGUUGCUGGAGGCGAUGCUGGACCCGCGCUGGGAAAAACGGCCGACCGCGUCGUGGCUCGCGGGCGAAUUCGCGGACCUGGUGCGGCGGCGGUGUGCUAGGAGUCGCCUCUAG